AUGGCAACUAUCCUUACGAUGCAAUUUCCUUCAUCUGAUGUGCAAUUUCCUUCAUCUGAUGAGGAAGAUGAAGAUUAUUUUGUAGAUGAAGAGGAUGAUGAUAAUGAUAAUGAUAAUGAUAAUAAUAAUAAUAAUAAUAAUGACAAUAUUGAUGAACAUAAUAAUAAUAGGAAGAGUAAAAGGAAAAAAAGAAAAGGACGUUCUAAAGAUAUUAAGGAUACAAUAAAAAAAUCAAUCAUAAAAGAAAAGAUAGAAAAAACAUAUAAAGAUAUUAAUUUAGAAUAUGAAAAAUUAUAUACUCAUGAAUCAAAUAUUAGAAAUGGAGAUUUUUUAUUACAGUUUCAUAAAAAAGAUCCACAGAUUGGUAAGAAUAAUAAUUCAAUAGAUAAAUUAUAUAAUCAUAUAAAUAAAUAUUGUUCUAUUGAACAAGAUAAUAAAAAUAUAAAAAGUGACAAUCAACAAAAUGAUAAUAAUCUUAUAAAUAAAUAUCCAGAUGAUUAUUCAGAUCAUUAUAUUACUAUUAAAGAAUAUAAAAAAAAAUCUAGAAAUGAUACAUAUGUUAAAGAAAUGCAUAAUAAUUAUCUUGUUAAGAAUGCACUUGAAAGUUUUUAUGAUAAUAAUUCUAUACAUGUUGAAAAAAAAUAUAUGUAUGCCGGUAAAAUAUAUACUAUUAAAAAAAAAAUUGAAAAAACAUCAGCAUCUUAUAAAAGAUAUUUAAAAACACAAGAUAAAAUUAAUAUAGGAGGAAAUUUUACUAAUAUUGAUAAACUCAUACAAAAUAUACAAGAAGAAAAACAAAUUAAUACAAUAGAUAAGUCAUCAGAAGACUGGAAACAAUAUAAAUUAAUUAAUCUAGUAGAUGAUGAUAAACUCAAAAAAAAUCAAAACUAUCUAGAAAAUAAAUUCUUUGAAGAAAAUGUGGAAAGGAGAGUAUAUGAAAAUAAAAUUAAAAAAUUACACAAAUGA
This is a messenger RNA of Plasmodium gaboni, 966 nucleotides long. RefSeq lists its product as hypothetical. The transcript has a single exon. The coding region runs from base 1 to 966 and encodes 321 amino acids. The record is from RefSeq and is a predicted model, not a curated record. NCBI's taxonomy places the organism in Eukaryota, Apicomplexa, Aconoidasida, Haemosporida, Plasmodiidae.